AUGAGGAAUCUCCUCCUUGCUGUGCUUCUGGCUUGUGGGCUGCUCCCAGCUGGCACCAGUGUCCUGGAGCUGGAGCGGAUGAUCAGGGCGACCACAGGGAAAAGUGCCCUGCUCUCCUACAGUUGGUAUGGGUGUUUCUGUGGCAUUGGGGGCAGCGGGACCCCUGUGGAUUCCACUGACCGGUGCUGCCAAGCCCACGACUGCUGCUACAGGAGAGUGAGGGAGGGCAAGUGCAGCCCCUUGAUCACCCCGUACACGUUCACCACUGAUGACGGACACAUCACCUGCAGUAACAAGCAGAGCUGGUGUGAGAGAGAGACUUGCCUGUGUGACAAGGCAGUGGCCUCGUGCUUCGCGAGCACUCUGCCCUCGUACAGUCAUUCCUACCGCUUCUACUUCAAGCUGAAAUGCCAAGGAAACGAGCUCCAGUGCUGA
Messenger RNA from Myiozetetes cayanensis, 435 nucleotides. Its product is annotated as phospholipase A2, membrane associated-like. The transcript is spliced from 4 exons. Lineage: Eukaryota; Metazoa; Chordata; Aves; Passeriformes; Tyrannidae. Gene Ontology annotation, biological process: phospholipid metabolic process; arachidonate secretion; lipid catabolic process. The record is from RefSeq and is a predicted model, not a curated record. Bases 1 to 435 code for a protein of 144 amino acids. Gene Ontology annotation, molecular function: phospholipid binding; calcium ion binding.